Manis javanica (Malayan pangolin) is the source of this 3190-nucleotide messenger RNA. RefSeq names its product dihydrolipoamide S-succinyltransferase (gene DLST). Gene Ontology annotation, cellular component: mitochondrion; oxoglutarate dehydrogenase complex. Gene Ontology annotation, biological process: tricarboxylic acid cycle. NCBI's taxonomy places the organism in Eukaryota, Metazoa, Chordata, Mammalia, Pholidota, Manidae. Gene Ontology annotation, molecular function: dihydrolipoyllysine-residue succinyltransferase activity. The record is from RefSeq and is a predicted model, not a curated record.
UCUUUUCCAGUAGUGCAGAGGCGGGAUGGCGCGGUGCCCUAGGGUCCAGGAGGGAAGGGCGCCAAGCUCAGAGCCAGAUCUGAUGACUGGCCUGGGAGAGCCGGACCCUGGGAGCGACCAGGUCGCCGGCGAGUCGUAGGCAUCUUUAGAAGGACUGGCGUAGGCCGGAACGCAGCGCGGCGGGCUCCGAGCACCCCCGACCUCUAUUGGCUCACCGGCGGGUGGGGGCUGCUCCGCGCUGCUCGCCAGGUCCCCCUGCCCGCCAGUGGUUCGCUCCGAACACCCCUCAUUGGUGCGGCGGGUGCGGAAUCCCGCCCCGCUUCCGGUUGUUGCAGGGCCCUACAUCCGGUGUCCGCCCGCCCUCGGCUGCGCUGCCGCUGCCGCCGCCGUCACAAUGCUGUCCCGGUCCCGCUGCGUGUCCCGGGCGUUCAGCCGUUCGCUCUUCGCUUUCCAUAAGGGGAACUGCCCUCUAGGGAGACGUUCCCUGCCUGGGGUCUCCUUAUGUCAGGGACCAGGUUACCCUGACAACAGGAAGAUUGUCAUUAACAGCUGUAGUGUGUUCAACGUUCGCUUCUUCAGAACUACAGUCCUGUGUAAGGAUGACGUGAUCACAGUAAAAACCCCAGCGUUUGCAGAGUCUGUUACAGAGGGGGAUGUCAGGUGGGAGAAAGCUGUUGGAGACACAGUUGCAGAAGAUGAAGUAAUUUGUGAGAUUGAAACUGACAAGACAUCUGUGCAGGUUCCAUCACCAGCAAAUGGCGUGAUUGAAGCUCUUUUGGUACCUGAUGGGGGAAAAGUAGAAGGAGGCACUCCUCUUUUCACACUCAGGAAAACUGGCGCUGCUCCAGUGAAGGCCAAGCUGGCUGAAGCUCCUGCUGCUGCAGUCCCUAAAGCAGAGCCUACAACAAGAGCAGCUCCUCCCCCUGCAGCAUCCAUACCCACUCAGAUGCCACCAGUGCCCUCACCUACACAGCCUCCCGUUAGCAAACCAGUGUCUGCGGUAAAACCCAGUGCCGCCCCUCCAGUAGCUGAGCCAGGAGCUGGCAAAGGACUGCGUUCAGAGCAUCGGGAGAAAAUGAACAGGAUGCGGCAGCGAAUUGCUCAGCGUUUGAAGGAGGCCCAGAAUACAUGUGCAAUGCUGACUACCUUCAAUGAGAUUGACAUGAGUAACAUCCAGGAGAUGAGGGCUCGGCACAAAGAUGCUUUUCUGAAGAAACAUAACCUCAAACUAGGCUUCAUGUCGGCAUUUGUGAAGGCCUCAGCCUUUGCUUUACAGGAGCAGCCUGUUGUAAAUGCAGUGAUUGACGAUACAACCAAAGAGGUGGUGUAUAGGGAUUAUAUCGACAUCAGCGUUGCGGUGGCCACCCCACGGGGACUGGUGGUUCCCGUCAUCAGGAACGUGGAAGCUAUGAAUUUUGCAGAUAUUGAGCGAACCAUCAGUGAAUUGGGAGAAAAGGCCCGGAAGAAUGAACUUGCCAUUGAAGAUAUGGAUGGUGGUACUUUCACCAUUAGCAACGGAGGUGUUUUUGGCUCACUCUUUGGAACACCCAUUAUCAACCCCCCUCAGUCUGCCAUCCUGGGCAUGCAUGCCAUCUUUGACAGGCCAGUGGCUGUGGGAGGCCAGGUGGAAGUGCGGCCCAUGAUGUUUGUGGCACUGACGUAUGAUCACCGACUGAUCGAUGGCAGAGAGGCUGUGACUUUUCUCCGCAAAAUCAAGGCAGCGGUAGAGGAUCCCAGAGUCCUCCUACUGGACCUUUAGAAGGAAGCCACACGCCCUACACAUCCACCAUGCAGGAACUGAAAACCAGUCCUCUCCCUGUCCCCUCAUGGGUCCCGGGUUAGCCUGGUGACCGACAGGCACAUGCUGUUGGCCUCAAGGAAGGAAGCCAGGGCACGAUGUAACCAGCAGUCGCAGGUCUUUUCUUGGUGUUCCUGCCGGGCUCUCUCCCUCUCUGUACUGUUCUCUUACACCCAGAGCUAUUAUAUCCUUAGACUUGAGAGAGAGAGAGAGAUCCUUAAGGGACGCACAUUAAUAUUCCUGCCUUUCUCCUAUUAGCCCUCCACAGAGAUGAUUAAGCUUCUCCCGUGCCGGUGUACCAUAGGGAACCACCGAGGACCAUGUGAUUAUGCUUAUAUCUUUUGGAAGCCUAUUCUCCAGAGACAUCUAGGAGAGUGCUGUGCCUCCUAAGCUCAGAGCAGCCACUGGGCACAUUCUCACCAAGUCCCACCUGUGGAGGGAUUGACCAUAGGCCACUAGGUGCUGCUUUGCUUAUUAAAUGGCACCCUCAUUCUCAGCUGUCAGUGACUUCAAGAUGCCUCUUCUACCUCUUCCAGGAAGCACAGGCCAGAGAUUGGGAUAGAAGGGGUGGGCAGCGUUGGGGAGAGGGCAGAUUCCCUUAGGUCCUAUGUCUUGAACAGGACGGGGCAGAACCCAGGCUUGCCCUCACGCUCUGUCAUAGCCUCACUCUGGGAAGACCCAUUUUGGCACACUCCCAGCUGUGGUUCUGCCAACUUUUUCAGGCUUCUAGGAACCAUUCCAGCAUAUUGUUCUCUUAGAGCAGAUUCUGGCAUCACGGCAGUAGACUAGAGAGCAUGGUCAUAACCAUGGGCUGGAGCCUGGUGGAGACUGCGGUGAGGGAGGCUUCCUGUGGACUGCCUCAGAUUGACUCGAGCUUUUAAAUUCCACUGGUAUAUGCGUGUGGGCUAAAGAGGCAGUUCUAUUCCUUCCUGUAUUGUGGCCCUUAGGGAGUGGGGCCUUAACUCCUCUACAGAACACAGGUCUGGGGGAGGAUGAACUGGGGUGGAAACCAGCCCCAAGAUGCUAGGACAUAUUGGGGAAAUGGUCACUGUCACCUCUGAGGUACUGCCCACUGGGUCUGGGCACAAUCAUUGGAAUUCCUUGGAACUUGGUUCAAUGCACAUAUGUUGUGAAAGUUACCAGGCUUCAUCACUUUGUAUCCAACCACAUCCAGACCUGAGGCUGCUGACCCUUGACACCUGGAGCCAUUUUAAUGUGCAAUGCCCAAUUGUAUCCUGAGCGAAGAGUCAAGGCCUUAUGGGUAGGGUGGGGGGCAGGGAUGGGAGCCAAUACUGAGUGCCUGCAGCAUCUAAGUCUUCACUAUUCAGAACUUAAAAAUAUUUAAAGAAACUGAUUUUAAAUGCAAAUUAAAGGGCAAAUGUUCUCAAAUGG